Molecule: messenger RNA, 324 nt
Organism: Naumovozyma castellii
Lineage: Eukaryota; Fungi; Ascomycota; Saccharomycetes; Saccharomycetales; Saccharomycetaceae
Gene: RPP2A
Product: ribosomal protein P2 alpha
Exons: 1
Coding region: 1-324 (107 amino acids)
Source: RefSeq, a predicted model, not a curated record
AUGAAGUACUUAGCUGCCUACCUAUUAUUGAACGCCGCCGGCACCACCCCAAACGCUGAAAACGUUAAGGCUGUCCUAUCCUCCGUCGGUAUUGACGCUGAAGAAGAAAAGGUCGCCGCUGUCCUUUCCUCCCUAGAAGGUAAGACCGUUGAAGAAUUCAUUGCUGAAGGUAACGAAAAGUUGGCUUCUGUCCCAACCUCUUCCGGUGCUGCUGCCUCUUCUGGUGCUGCCGCUGGUGCUUCCGGUGAAGCCGCCGCUGAAGAAGCUGCUGAAGAAGAAGCCGAAGAAUCUGACGAUGAAAUGGGUUUCGGUUUAUUCGAUUAA